Messenger RNA from Aspergillus oryzae RIB40, 1221 nucleotides. RefSeq lists its product as uncharacterized. Bases 1 to 1221 code for a protein of 406 amino acids. The transcript has 4 exons. The record is from RefSeq and is a predicted model, not a curated record. Lineage: Eukaryota; Fungi; Ascomycota; Eurotiomycetes; Eurotiales; Aspergillaceae.
AUGAAGGCAGAUGAACUGCAGAACUGUUUCCCUCAACAAGAUGGUCGCUGGGAUGCUUCCAAUGCCCAGGCCUGGGCGACCUUUGGAGAAGAGAAUAUCUCAAUUCAAAACAUAACCCUAGGCCAGGUGAUCAACGGCAGGACUUGGCGAUAUGCCUGGUCGAAGACUGGAACGCUGGGAAAGCAGACCAUCUUACAAUAUUUGGCGAACGUUGUCAAUGGCAAAGAUCACGUGUCACCUGCGUCUCCUAGUUUCUCACCAGAACAAAACCGUGCUGCUCUAGAAGCACUGGAGACACUGCUUGAGGAAACGGGAGAUCAGGGCUACGGGCAUUCAUGGUCUGACCUGAAGGCGUCGGCGAUCCAUCGUGUCAUGAUCCUUUCGGCGCUUACACUUUAUCACACACCAACAUCACACAUCGUACCUCUGGCUAUAAAAGUGAUUUACGGGAAGAUGAAUGAUGACUCUUGGACGCUUACUAUCGACCGAUGGCGCAGCUCAUCGUGCCAAGGGCGCACGGGUGUUUUAUAUGCCUCAAAUCUUUUUGAGACAGUCCGGUCGGCACGUUGUAUCCAUUUCAUGACCCCCGUGCUUCUCCUGAAAGCAGUCCUUGUCAUGUGGCUGUACUCUAUAAUUCACGACCGGUUGAGACACGGUCGUGGAUAUCAACUAGAGAUCCCAUCAGUUGUACUGGAUCUUAAAAGUCUCGAUACACCAGCUACCAAGCAGUGGAUCGCGAAUGGGUCUAGUUGUAUCAAGCUCCCGGGGAUUAGCAACCUUCUGAGUCGGCAGGGCCGAUGCAAGAUGCUCGAAGAGUCUGUCGUCGUCAUGCGCUCUCUCAGAGCAUGGGGUAUUAGCACUAUUGCAAGCUCUAACGCAACAUCCGUCAUCAUAUCGUUGUGUUUCCACUCAGACAUAUUCCCCCGAGAACAGGGACUCGGACGUAUCUUGUUGAGACAGAUGUCUCGGUCAGAUCAUCACAAAUUUAAGAUUAAAGUCUCCAUGAUUCGUAUAGCCCUGUGGACUCAAAGCCUCGAAAGAUAUUUGAAGGAUUCUCAGCCGAAGACAUCAACCCCUGGAGCCCCCAGAGACCCAUUCAUGCCGAUAUGCUUUAUAUCAGCUGAAGAGCCAUACUACCACUUACUUGUCUCGGCGACAAGCAACGGAAUAGCCAAGGAAGGGACAGAAAGAUGCUAUUGUAGGGAUAUAUACCAAACAUGA